AGGAAAAAAACAAUCUUUCAAACAGGAUACACGCCUUUAGCUGAGUACUGUUGAAGCAUUAUCACAUGAAAUAAAAGUGUUGUCCGUAGCUCGGGGCAACAAACUUGACAUUAGCUAUUCUUUUUUAUUUCAUUGCAUUUUCAAUGACACAUCAAUAGCUGUGAAUGGAUCAAAAGUGGAGGGACUUUUAAUGUUAAUGUGACUCUUAUCAGUUGAUGGACUUUGAUUGGGGUCAUUGUGUUUUCUUCAGCAGGGACAUUGGAGCUGUUUUGGGUGGGACGUUCAGUUCCACGUCGACAGGUUUCACAACCAACUCAUCACACCAGAACUUCAGUGAAGAGUUUGAAUGGCUCUGGUGAAACAUACAGGCGGCUGCCACUGUGGGGCUGUUAGAUUUGAAGUCUUGAAUUCCCCAGACCUCCAAGUUUUCCAAUGCAACUGUAGCAUUUGCACAAAGAAACAAAACCAUCAUUUCAUUGUUCCAAAGAAUCACUUCACGCUCUUACAGGGGUCACAUAAUCUAACCACAUACACGUUUAACACUCACGUUGCUAAACACACCUUCUGUAAAACCUGCGGAGUUCAAAGUUUCUACACUCCACGCUCCAACCCUGAUGGAUACGGGGUUGCUCCGCACUGUCUGGAUCCAGGUACUGUCCGCAGUAUCACCGUGGAGAAGUUUUGUGGGGAGAAGUGGGAAGAAAGCAUGAAAGCUCACAAGUGCAUCAGAGAUAUGUCUAAACUUGCAGCAGACACACAAUGAAAACACUGGGAUUUAAGAAUCAAGCUUUUUUUUUUAAUCAGCA
Cottoperca gobio is the source of this 806-nucleotide messenger RNA. RefSeq names its product centromere protein V (gene cenpv). The coding region runs from base 347 to 763 and encodes 138 amino acids. The transcript has 5 exons. NCBI's taxonomy places the organism in Eukaryota, Metazoa, Chordata, Actinopteri, Perciformes, Bovichtidae. Gene Ontology annotation, molecular function: carbon-sulfur lyase activity. The record is from RefSeq and is a predicted model, not a curated record.